AUGGCUUCGCGUGCUCUACAUAUCUACGAUUUACGCUCUUUGGCUACAUUCACUGAAGAAUCUGGCUCUGUCCCUCCACCCAACAAACUUGAUAUUGAGCCGUGGCAGCGUCGAGAGAGCAGUCUAAAAUUUAUGACUCGCGCAGUAGCCUGCAUGCCAAACGACGCGGGAUACGCAUCGUCUAGUAUUGAAGGGCGCGUGGCUGUGGAAUGGUUCGAUCCGUCCUCGGAAUCACAAGAUCGAAAAUACGCGUUUAAAUGUCAUCGACAGAAUGUUGACGGUGUGGAUGUUGUGUACCCUGUGAAUGCCCUGACAUUCCAUCCAACCUUUGGCACGUUCGCCUCUGGAGGUGGCGAUGGCGUGGUUGCGUUAUGGGAUGGCAUUGCGAAGCGAAGAAUUAGGCAAUACCAGAAAUACCCGAGUAGUGUGGCAGCCUUGUCGUUCAGUUCCAACGGGAAAUAUUUGGCGAUCGGGGUUAGACGGGCCGUUAGUUAUGUGUCAUUGGUGGGAUUCUGCCGUUGUGGGGCAACCAAAAUAAACUCAUUCGACAAGGACUCUAGAAGACCAUAUUGUGACAGUUGCCAAUGUCAACCACAUAUCAUCAGCAGCGUUAGGAGGUUAUCCGGGGCAGUUUCAGCAUACAUACUACUUACCAGCCAAAAUCUCUCCAUGACGCAGUCGUUCGCUUCCACGUUCGCCGGUCCUACUUCAAAAGAGAGGAAGUACGACCGUCAGCUCCGGUUAUGGGCGGCCAGCGGCCAACAGGCCCUCGAGGACUCCCGCGUUCUUUUAGUUAACUCGGAUGGCGCAGUAGGCUACGACGAUGAGUCUGUCACGGGAGUUGUGGGCGUGGAAACCCUCAAGAACCUGGUUCUGCCUGGAAUCGGUGGCUUCACGAUCGUUGAUCCGGCCAAAGUGAGGGAAAGCGACCUGGGCGUGAAUUUCUUCUUAAGUGAGGACAGUUUGGGGGGAUCAAGAGCAGAGGAGACUUGCAAAUACUUGAAGGAAUUGAAUCCGGAUGUUGAUGGCCUAUGGUCUUCGCAGCCAAUACUACAGAUACUGUCACAAAAUAGUGGCUUUUUGGUGUCCUACAGACUUGUUAUUGUCACGGGCCCAAUGAGACAAUCCACUCUUCAGGUCAUCUCUCAACAAACAGCCGAGCUUUCUAUCCCAUUAAUAUACGUCCACUCAGUCGGCUUCUAUUGCUCAUUCUCCCUUCAGCUACCUUCCGUAUUUCCCGUUGUCGAAACACAUCCAGACCCGGACUCGAUGCAAGACCUUCGGCUCACAAAACCCUGGCCAGAACUACUAGCUACUACAAAUCAAAUACAACGUCUCGAAGCUCUGGAUGAUCACCAGCAUGGGCAUGUCCCGUACUUGUUACUUCUACUUUACUAUCUCGAGGAGUGGAAGCGAAGUCAUGAUGGAAGAUAUCCGCAAAGUUAUAAAGAAAAAACUGAAUUUCGGGAAAUGGUUCGUCGUGGAGCUAGAACUAACAAUCCUGAGGGAGGUGAGGAGAACUUUGAUGAGGCUGCCGCUGCGGUAUUGAAGAGCGUCGGUCCUUGGUCAUUAAACCGCAACGUACGAGACUUGUUUGAGAUGGAUGACUGUUCCAACCUCAACGCGCAAUCAGAUAACUUCUGGGUCAUUUCACAUGCUAUUAAGACCUUUUAUAAAUGUCAUGACGUUUUACCGCUUCCUGGAACGCUUCCAGAUAUGAAGGCUCAAUCCUCGGAUUACAUAUCCCUUCAAAACCUAUACAAAACAAAGGCACGAAAAGACUUGGCCGAGGUUGUAUCCACUGUUCGGGCAAUCGAAACCCAGUUAGGUCCUGAUCGUGUUGUUUCGCCGAUUUCGGAAAAGGAAAUCGAAGUAUUUUGCAAAAAUGCUGCGCAUAUUAAAGUUGUUAAAGGGCGCAAACUUCCUUUCGUCGACUCAGACGCGCCGGACAAAGAAACGGUAAAAGCCAUUCGAAAUAACAUCGAAAACCCGGAGUCUUUGAUACCAAUAUUUCUUUCUCUUCGAGCCCUUGAUAUUCUUGUUACCGAAUAUCAGGAAAAGAGGCUGCACUCAACGUCCUCGUCGUCAUACCUUGACGAUCCCACGAACUGGCAACGAGCUAUGUAUAAGCUCAUGACCAGUAUUCAGGCCAACGAUUCGGACUGCUUGGAUGAUGAAGCUCAAGCAAACAUUCAAAAUACAGUUACGGAGACGCGCCGGGCUGGAGUUGGAGACCUUCACAAUAUUUCGGCGUUGGCGGGAGGAUUUGUCGCGCAAGAAGCACUAAAGGUGUUGACGAAACAAUAUGUGCCACUUGAUAAUACCUUUCUUUUUGAUGGAGUUAAGGGUCGCGGGGAAAUGUUUAGAUUGUGA
Messenger RNA from Uncinocarpus reesii 1704, 2373 nucleotides. RefSeq lists its product as uncharacterized. Gene Ontology annotation, cellular component: bub1-bub3 complex; mitotic checkpoint complex; kinetochore. NCBI's taxonomy places the organism in Eukaryota, Fungi, Ascomycota, Eurotiomycetes, Onygenales, Onygenaceae. Bases 1 to 2373 code for a protein of 790 amino acids. The record is from RefSeq and is a predicted model, not a curated record. Gene Ontology annotation, biological process: mitotic spindle assembly checkpoint signaling. The transcript has 4 exons. Gene Ontology annotation, molecular function: ubiquitin-like modifier activating enzyme activity; ubiquitin binding.